Molecule: messenger RNA, 906 nt
Organism: Penicillium riverlandense
Lineage: Eukaryota; Fungi; Ascomycota; Eurotiomycetes; Eurotiales; Aspergillaceae
Product: N-acetylmuramic acid 6-phosphate etherase
Exons: 5
Coding region: 1-906 (301 amino acids)
Biological process (GO): peptidoglycan turnover; amino sugar catabolic process
Molecular function (GO): carbohydrate derivative binding; ether hydrolase activity; carbon-oxygen lyase activity
Source: RefSeq, a predicted model, not a curated record
AUGAAAGACCCGAUCCUCGCAAGCCACCCGGCGCCCUCAACCAUAAGGCUUGCCAAGCUGCAAACCGAGCAGCAGAACUCGAACACUUCAAAGAUUGACGAAGUCUCUUCCCUAGAGCUAUGUCAGAUCAUCAACGAAGAAGACGCAACUAUUGCCAAAGCCGUUAAGACUUGCCUACCUCAAGUUGCCCUUGCAAUCGAUGUGAUCGUACCACACAUACUUGCGGGCGGUCGGGUCAUCUAUGCCGGGGCUGGUACUAGUGGAAGAUUAGGUGUCCUCGACGCAUCUGAAAUUCCACCCACAUUCUCUGCACCGCCAGGACAGUUCAUUGGAUUGAUAGCCGGCGGAGACCAUGCUAUCCGAAACGCGGUCGAAGGCGCCGAGGACUCAGAAGAAAUGGGUGCGACUGACCUUGCGAUGCUGUCCCCACCCUUAGGCGAGAACGACGUCCUUAUAGGCAUUGCCUCGUCGGGGCGGACCCCUUAUGUUUUAGGAAGUAUCAAAUACGCAAGAUCAGUCCGAUCAGCCACGGUUGGUCUCGCUUGUGUGCAUCCAAGCGCACUAGAGGGACUCUGUGACGUUUUGAUUGAGUGUGUCACUGGCCCCGAAGUUGUGACUGGGAGUACUCGUCUCAAAGCGGGCACCGCGACCAAAAUGAUGGUUGAUCUGAAAAUUUCAAAUGAGAAGCUGCACGACCGAGCACGCCGCGUCGUUCGGGCCAUCGUCCCCGAGACAGCCGUUUUUGACGUUAGUAGAGACGAUGUCCUUGAUGAGAUAUUGACCCGCUGUGAUGGUCAUGUCAAGCUCAGCAUUCUCGUGGCUACCUCUGGAUGUUCACCUGAGGAGGGCAGGGCAAAACUGCAAGCCUCAACGGGGUCGCUGAAAAGGGCAUUAGAGAUGGAGUAA